UGUGUUUGGAAGAUGCCAGAAGGUUCCGACGAUGGACACAUACCGAUAUGAGGUGUCACCAGGAGCCCUGCUGCACCUGAGGCUCACCUUACAGAAGCUCUCCCGUACAGGUUUCACGUGGCAAGAUGACUAUACCCAACGCGUGAUGGCCCAGGAGCUUGCAGACCUCCCCAAGGCUUACCCACAGCGCGGGGAAGCUCCCAGCCCAGCCAGGACCUUGCAACAGAAUGCCGAUAAUGAAAAAUGGCUCAGCCUGGAGAGUGAGGUGGCCCUGGCCAAGACCCUUCGGCGCUAUCUGCCCUACCUGGGGAUUCUGUCCCAGGCCCCAACCUCGAACGCACAUCCCAGGAUAGAGCAUGAGACGCGUCCAGUCAAGGGGGAGGACUCUUUCCCCGAGAACAUCCUGACCUACGCAUCCCACACGUCCGCAUUAACCUAUCCUCCUGCAUCCUGGCUCCAGUAUCCUGACAACCUUGUGCGGCCCCUUAGCCAGGGGCAGCCGGAUGAGCUCAGCCCCAAGGGAGAUGGUGAUGUGGAGAAACAGCAGCUGAUCGCGGCACUUGGCGCCUAUGCUGCUCAGAGGCCUCCGGGAGAGAACGACCCAGGGCCACAGUACCUUCUACACAGUCCUGUGAGGGCACCGAGGCCCUUCUCAGCACCUGCUGCCUCUCAGAGAUGGCCCCUACCCGCCGGAGACUCCAAAGAGUCCCUGAGCUUGGGAGAUGCCCAGAUGGCACGAGUCCUGGAUUUCACUGCUGCACUGCAGACCGACAGCCUCAUUCAUGUGUUCUCCUCAGCCCUUCCCUUGCAUGAUGAUGGUAAGGGCGACAGCGACGGCGGCCAUGAUAAGAAUGGCAUUGAAGGUGGUGAGGACGAUGAUGGGGCGAGGAUGGUGAAUAUGGGCCGUGAAGGCGAGGAUGGCGAUGAUGAUGGUGAAGGUUGA
Molecule: messenger RNA, 943 nt
Organism: Acomys russatus (golden spiny mouse)
Lineage: Eukaryota; Metazoa; Chordata; Mammalia; Rodentia; Muridae
Product: receptor-type tyrosine-protein phosphatase N2-like
Exons: 6
Coding region: 32-943 (303 amino acids)
Cellular component (GO): secretory granule
Source: RefSeq, a predicted model, not a curated record